AGGGGACCCAGACUGUAUGGGAGGGGCCCACACUGUCUAUGUGUUCCAGUCUCUUAUCCAACACACACAGUUUCACAUUGUUUAUCAUCCACAUCUCAACAGUCUCUCUGUUUGUCUUGACUUCAGACCUCAGACGUGUGUGUGGAUGGGUCGACUGAUGACAGGACACAGGACCACCUGUUUGUCAGACUCUUGAUUUCUACAACAGAGGAACAACUGGAGACAUGAAGUUGAUUUUUUUCCUCACAGUACAGUUAAACCUGCAUUAUGACUGAGUUAGAGGCCUCCGGUGUGGGGGAGCACCCCCCGCCCUACAUGAUCUUUCUGGUGGUCUUCCUCUUCUUCCUCACCGGGCUGCUGGGAUUCCUCAUCUGCCACCUGCUAAAGAAGAAGGGUUACCGGUGCCGGACAGGAGACAUCGAUGAUGAAGAGGAGGAAGAGGAGAAACUUGGAAGAAAUGCAGACGAUGAGGAUGAAGAGAACCAGGACACAGUGGAGCAGAUCCUCAAAUGCAUCAUUGAAAAUGAAGCUAACAUGGAAGCCUUCAAUGAGAUGUUGGGAAGCCACAAUAUCUGUGUGCGUCAUGACCCGAGGUUGCGUAAGGAGUCUAUCGGUGGUGUUCCUCCUCAUCACCACACCGUCCACUCAGGCGCCGACCACACCUCCUGCCACCUCUGUGCCCAGGUCCGAUCUAAGAAGGGGCGCAGACAUAGCAGAACCCCCCGGUCCAAACAGAGACCUGGAGAACAGACUGUGUUCUCUGUGGGCAGGUUUCGGGUGACACACACUGAUAAGAAGCUCCAUGGAAGUCCCAAUACAUUGGUCAGUUCAGGAGACCAGCUGGACCAAUCCCAGGACAGCGAAGAGCGGAAGGAGGGUGGGUACAACCUGAGGAGUAUGUUCAAGGACGUCCGACCUUCCUCAGAGAAUGCCAAUGGGAUCGCCCCACCUGUGGGGAAACGAAGGAAGAGCAUGACAAUAUUUGGGCUGAGGCGGGGUAGUGACCCCAUUGGCAUUAAAGCAGUGGAGGGGGCAGGUAGGGAGACUGGGGGUGUCAAGUUUUCUAUCCAGCAGCAACCUGUAGUGGAGGAGCUGGUUCAGACCGAGACCAGUGAGACCGCCUCUGAACGUGGUAGUAGACCUGGUUCCAGGCCUGACACUGAGCUCUCGAAGAACCAAAGCCCUGCUUCACCGCAACAUGAGGCUAAGAUGGCAGGUUCUGAGAAACAGGCUCAUGGCCCUAGCCCUGAUCCUGAGGAUGGCUCUAAACGUAGGCCCAGUCAUGAGCCUCAUACCAACCUUACCCUCAAACCUUCAGUCGGGAUUACAGUAGCCCCCGCCCCCAGCUCACUUCUUAUCCCAUCUUCCACUACGACAUCAGAGAAACGAGGACAUGAUAAAGUGUUAAUGGAGGCUUUUGAUCCUGAACCACUGCAGACCUCUACACCCAUCGUCCCUGUGCCAGGAUCGCUUCCCGGUUUCACUCCUGCUGUUCCUGCUGAUCCAGCUGCAUCCUGUUCUAGCACAGAUUUUCCAGUCAUCCAGACUCCCCCCAACCCGAGCUCCAAUCCAGAUCUGGAACCAGGUUUUAGUGCUAGCCUAGCUUUAAUAAGUUUAGGUUCAUCUCCUCCUUCUUCCUUCCCAAUCAACACCCCGUCUUCAGCCUCUUCAUUAAAAACCUCUCCCAUGCCAUCAGAGGCUGCCUCCUCCCGUGGCCUCACUCUGAGCCCCAAAACCCCAUCAGGCAGAGCAGUGUCCAGCCAAUCCCCUAUCCCAUCAAAAACUACCAAAACUUUACAAACCCAAACUUCACUUUCACCUGUUCUUAUUAAGAGCCCCAAACCUGACACCAGGCCACAUGUUUCAACUGCUUCCCCAGCUAACCAAAACCCAUCCUUCAAAAGUUCACCUUGUCUGACUUUGAAGUCAGGAAAUGUGAUGUCUGUAACAUCAAUGACUCAAGGGGACAUGGUUUCAAGUCCAUUAUCUGUAAAGGUUCAAGAGCUGGAAGCCAGAACCCCAACGACAGAAGUAAAAAGGGCAGGGAUCCUAAAAACAGCUAAACUCUCACCGGGUGAGGGAGGGUUUAAAGGUUCUGCCCUUUCCUCUCCCUCUGAUCAACUAUCUAAAGACAGACUGAGCAGUUUACCUGUGUCCCCCUCCAGCCCACUGUCCCCCUCUUCACCUGUCGGCAGCAGAGUAAGCAGCAUGACCAUUGUCAAAGCCAGUCCUGAUAGCAAGAGAGAGUUUUCUGUCAUCACUAUGGUGGAGGAUGAAGGAGCCUCCACAAAAGACAACAAACUAGUGGCUUCUGAACUGGGGGUUGAAUCUGAAAAAGCAGAAGUUAGUCCAGCAGCUGGUCAGAGAGGAGAGGUCUCUCUUUCAGGUACAAGACCACCUGAGAGUCAGAGAGGAGAGACUCCUGCAGCAGAGGUGAGGCCACCACUGAGCCAAGAGAGAGACAACAUAGUGGAGAUGGAAGAUAUUAGAGACUGCAAAGUGACGAAGGAGCAGGAAGCAGAGAGGAGGGAGGAGGUGGAGGUACACACUCAGGACUGAGAGGUUAACUCUCCCAAUGUUCAUAUUGUCCUGGGAUGAUCCAAAGACACAAGCGUGGCACCUCUCAGUGGACCAUAGGAAAUGUGUUAAUAAUAAUUAAUUAAUAAUUUAUAAGUAUUUAACCACAGCUGUGAAUACGUUGCACUGGGACUAAGUGGCUGAUUUAUUGACCUGCCAUCAUCUGAUUCUGAUCCAUUUAAACACAAAUCACAUACACUUCAUGUGACUUUUAGCCGUAGUCGCCGUACAUAUGUACACAGCUCUGAGGUAGACCCGACACCUGGUCCACACUAAAACAUCUCCACUGUCAAUUCCUGGUUCCCAGAUGAUGAAUCUUGUCAACUUUAGUGACAUAUCUCAACAGCUGUUGGAUGGAUUGCCAUUAAAUCUGGUACAGAUACCCACAAUGACUAUGAUUGAUCAUAGUGAUGUUUGAUGAUCCCUUGACUUUUUGCUUAGCCACACCAACGGGGGGAUUACCAUUAAAUUCUGUAGAGAAAUUCAUGGUCCCCAGUGGAUGAACCCCACUGAGUUCUCUAGUGCCACGAGAAGCUCAAGGUUCACCUCCAGUUAAAUAUCCUAUCUACACAAACAUUCCUGGUUCCCAGAAGUUGAAUCAUAUUCUGUUCUAUUACUAUAGCACUAAAUCAUAACAUACAUAAUCUCAAGGGACUUUUCAGGGUAAAAUCAAUGGAUAUAUUAUGUUAAUGGAAAAAUACAUCUUUAAAUAUAACAUUGUGCAAAAUGUCUUUUGAAAAUGAUAGAUCAAUCAAUGGUCAGUUAAUGGUCUGUCACCAACUAGCUGGAUUAUUGAUCAUUAGUUAACAUCUAGGGUUUGAACUGCCUUGUUAUUGGACUGAUUACAUUUGAGCUGUGUGAGUAAUUUACUGAUUUGUUAAACAUCAUGAUUAUUUAUAGAUGUACAAUGAGCUAAUGGCUGCUACCAUCAGAUCUCAUCUAUUGAUGUUCCUGAUUGUGAAUCAAUAUUAACAGCACAAGCACAAAGACAGUAACAGUCGCUUCCAUUGGUCCACAGCAGCUGGACCAAUAAAACUAGUUCAGUUCAGUGAUUAUGUUUGACCUCAUGCUACAGCUGUUUACAAAUGCUUGGGUAAAUGACAUAAUUAGUUUUUAUUCAUUAAUUGUGUUUAUGAAGAGUGAAUCUAACGCCUAGAGCAAACACACAUUAAAUAUGAGGGGCUCUCCACAUGUCAAUGGUCUGCUCCUUUUUAUUUUAUCAACUGGAAAAAAUAAAAAAAGAUUUCCAGUUGAUAAAACUGGAAAUGAUGCUCUGCAGACCUUAGAGGUCGAAUGUUGUGAUGAGAUCACAGGUGACAUUUCCUCCUUAUGACUCUUCCAUUUGGCCCUCUGCAGUCACAAGGGGGUCUGGAUUUGCCUCUCUGCUGCAGACCUGCAAGUUCACCUCAGAGUUUUCUUGGUCUUGACUUCAUUUCCUUUAUAAUUCAUAAUUUCAUAAAGAGGGAAAGUCAAUAUCUUCUAUAGACCCCUCUGGUUUGUAGCAUCAGUCAGCCUCAUGUUCAGAUCCUCAGUUUGCCGAUUAGAGGAGCUGACCCUACCUUGUUCACAGGUCUUUACCUGCCUCACAUGUCCUGAGUCCUGUGUGUAAGCAUACAAGUGCUGAAACUUUUGCUGCAAUAAUUGUUUUCAAUGAUUGAUUGUAAAUCAAUUUUUAUUUUUACUUUUUAAGCUGAUGAUCUAAAAAGUAACAGAACUUUAACAUUUGAAGAAAAGCUCUGUUUUAAUGUGUUUGCUGCAGUCGUUGGAUUUACUUCUUGCAAGUGUAGACUGUAGCUGUACUGUGGCCCUGAGAGCUCCAAGCGCCACAACUGAAGAAAACACAUGGAAACAGAAAAAACAUAAACCAAUUCAGAAAACAUCUUCAUCAAUUUAAGAACAUGUGCUGCAAAUAUUCACAACACAACGGCUGGAACACACUUGCAUGGAUGUAUUAUAAUGCAUGUAUUAUAAAACGCACUUGUACAUCCAUGCAAGUGAAUCUUAGCCAGGUUCAUCACUUUUUAGUGUCCCCUGCAGCUCAUGUGUUGUCAAAUUGAUGUUUCUGAAUUUGCUUGUGUUCUGUCUCUUUGCAAGUGUUUUUGUUGCAGUGUGUUGGGCUCUCAGGACCACCGUAGUGUACAGCUCUUAUGGAGCUUCAUGCUUUAGAUCCUGCUCCUCUGUGGUGAUGGGCUGACCACAUACAGUUAUCACAUCGGUAAUAUCAGUAUAGUAGAAUAAGUUGUUGUACUAAUGUAAUCAGGUGCUUCCACUGGUUAAUACACCACACAACCAGCCCAGUCUAAACAGACUGUCUUUAGUUUAUUGGAGUUGUGACAUUGAUACAUAUUCAUAUAGUCAUGUUGUUCUUCACACUUCUCAUACACUGUCACUAUGUGACAGUAUUAUAAAGUCUGAUGUGUAUUUUGAAGUAUAAUGAGUAUUUUAAAGUCUAACCUAAAAAUCUUCUACAAUCUGAUGUUGUACACUGAUAAGUGGUAUAUGCUUUAUGUUCCUGAACACUAGACCUCAGUGAGACAACUCACUCUGCAGUGAAUGACUGAUGGACUUUGGGGGUUGUCCACUUUUUUAAUGUCUAAUAAGUUUUGUGUAGACACCUGUGGUAGACCUUUUUUUUGUUGAAAGCUUGUGUGAUUGUCUGACUGCUCACGCUCAUGAUUAAAUCUCAGUCAUAACCCGCAGAAAAGAAUACAGGUUGUCAAACAUUAAGUAGAACAGAAGAAUACUUCACAUCUGUUUCGUGAAGCAGGUGUGUAGCAGCAGGAUGAAUGGAUCUGAAUGGAGCAAAUAAAAAAUUCACACUGUCUGACUUGCGAUAAACUAUUACUCUGCUACAUUUCUGUGCUGGACCUUCAUCAGCCAUCACGAUAAAUUGGAGUGGCUGUAAGAGAGCAAACAAUCACCUGAAAUUAAGACAUCCGCUCACCAUACAACAAUUUCUAAUAUCAUAAAGAGGUAGAAGAUUAGAAAUUCCAUAUAGUGACACAUAGGUACAGUCGUGCCUCAGGUGCAUUUACCACAUACUGUCAAGUUUGUGGUUAAGCUGGACCCAAAUGCAGCCGAAAGCACAAGGGAGUAGGUGGAAAGAAAGAAUUUUAAUAUCAAGAAAAGUGACAGAGACAGAAACGCUGAGUCGGGCAGGAGGAGGGGGUCCGGAGGAGGGAUCCAGGGGCCAGUGGAACAGGAAGGAAAGUAACCGGGCAAGGGAAGGAGACUGGCACCACAGGGGCAGAGCAGGAGAGCAUCCACUGAUGCUCAGGGGCAAAACAGGCCAACUAUGGGAUGGCCCAGAGGCCUUAUGGACAGGCUGGGCAGUUCAGUGGGGCAACCUGGAGGUCAGGCAAACGGACGGAGCCGUUCUGGAGUCCGAUGCCGAAGACCGGGUCUCUCCGAAGGUCGAACAGGAGGACAGCGGGGAAGAAGGGGUCUCUCUGGAGGGCAAGCCGGAGGACGGCGUUGCAGGUGGAGCCCCUCUGGAGGGUGAGCAGGAGGCCGGUGUUGCAGGCGGAGCCCCUCUAGAGGGUGCCCAGGAGUUGACUGUUGGUGACUGGGGAACAGGAGCAGGAGUUGGCCACAUAAACUCAAACAUAAAAUGCCUGCUAUGGCAAACCAUGACACAUACUACAUAAAUGUCCAUACAAACCUCCAUUCCCACAUGUUAUUGGAUACAAUAAAGAUUGUUUUUCUUGAUUUAUUUAUUCUGUUUACUAAAAUAUUGAUACUAUUUUUUCAUAACAUAUAUUAAUCCCUACAGGCAUAUAUAUAUAACUGUAACCUUUAUGAAGAAUGUAGUUUAUGCACCCGAGUGGGAGAAAUAUUAAUUUCAUAUUAAUUAUCUAUUCAAUGUGAAACAUAUAUGGGUGUGCCACUAUAUGUAGUUUCUAAUUUAUCAUAAACUGUUAUAUAGUGAACUGAUGUCUGUUAAUUGUUAUUUUCUAUUUCAAAUGGAUGAGGGGAUCAGCCGCUACUAUUUAAGAUGGUGGCUCCUCAUUGUUAAAAUCAUCUGCCUGAUGAAGGUCUAGCACAGAAACGUAGCAAUUAAAUUGUUUAUUGCCUUUGAGUAGAACAAAAGGAACUGGGCUCAAAAGCUCUCCUGACAUACAAAGGCAGAAACAGCCUCCCCAGGCCGCCAUGACGGAAGAGAACAGCUGAAGGAACCACAACCUGCAAAUGUCCAGAGUCAACAGAAGAGAACUGGACACUGUGGUGCAGAACAUGACAGAAAUGAGCACGAGCAAGGAAGAAAAGAAACAACAAUAAAUGAUUUUAAAUGAUUCCUACCUUAUGUUCUUUUGAACUCAGAAUACCACUGAAAAUGAAGUCACUGAGAAGAAAAAACAUCCAAGAACAAAGUAAAAAAAUGUACAAGAAAGAAGUCAUUUAAUCUACCCAGUCUGAUGAGAGACUUUGUUCCUCAAGAUUCUGACUUUAGUCUCAUUGCAUCAUCAUGUU
Seriola dumerili (greater amberjack) is the source of this 7047-nucleotide messenger RNA. RefSeq names its product flocculation protein FLO11-like (gene rell2). The transcript has 7 exons. Bases 268 to 2559 code for a protein of 763 amino acids. The record is from RefSeq and is a predicted model, not a curated record. Gene Ontology annotation, biological process: positive regulation of cell-substrate adhesion; positive regulation of p38MAPK cascade. Lineage: Eukaryota; Metazoa; Chordata; Actinopteri; Carangiformes; Carangidae.